AUGUCUACUACUGAUUCCACCUCUACCACUAACAACAAUUCAACUCAAAGAAAAUUUAUUAAACGUCCUGAUGAUAAAGUUUUAAAACAAGAAUUAGAAUCAUUAAAAAAUGAGAUUAAAAAAUUAGAUUUACAAAACAAUGAUUUGAAUGAUCAAAUUGCAAAACAUCAAAUUGAUCAAAAAAUUAUGGAUGAAAGGAAUGAAUUGACCACCCAAUUAAAAUCAUUAAUUUCAAAACAAUCAGCUUCAAAAAAUGAAAGAAACGCUAUCAAUGAGCAAAUCAAAUCAAUUGAUAAUACAAUGAAGAAAAAAAUUGCUGAAAUUCAACAACAAGCUUCAAAAAAUAAUUUUAAAUCAGUUGGAGAAAUUGAUCAAAGAAUUAAUAGUUUAGAUCAAUUAAUUGAUGCAGGAAAUUUGAAAUUAGCUGAUGAAAGAAGGUAUGUCAAAGAAAUGACAUCAUUAAGAAAAUUAAAAAAGGAUUUUGCAUCAAUUGAGAAAGUUCAAUUAUCGAUUGAUUCAGAUAAGCAAAAAAUUGCUGAUUUAAAAAAGAAAAUUUCAGGAACUCAAAAUAAAGAAUUAAAUACUCAAUUUGAAACCAUUCAAAAGAAAUUGGAUGAAAUUAAUGAAUCAAACAAGACCAUCAUUUCAAAAAGACAGAAAUUAUAUGAUCAAAGAUCGGAAAUUAAAAAACAAAAAGAUGCAAAAUACGAUGAAAUUAGAAAAUUAAAAUCUGAUUUUGAUGCAAAAUUUGCAAAUUUCAAAAAAUUAAUGGCUGAAGAAAAAUUGAAAAGAGAUGAAGAAUAUAAAUCAAAACUUUUGGAAGAAAAACAAUCAAAAUUAAAAGCCAUUGCUGAAAAAGAAUUAGCUGAAGCUUCAAUCCCAGCUUUUUCAAAAGAAAUUAAUUCAAUUCAUAAUGUAUUAAGUUAUUUUGAUCCAUCAUAUGUAAAACCAACUACAAAAACUUCAUCAACAACUACAACCAAUGGUGUUGUUCCAUCAACUACAAGAAAAGCAAGAACUAUUGAAUUCCCAGAAGAUUUAGUUGUAGUUAAAAAGGAACAAGAAGAUUUCUUUGGUGGUUCCAAAAAGAAAGGUGGUAAAUUUAAUAAAAAAGCACAACCUCAAACAACAAAAUCAAAGAAUUUUUCAGUUGCACCAGAAAUUGUUGUUGCUUUAAGUGAUUUAACUAUUCCAUUCCCAUUAAAAGAAGAAGAUGUUCCUCAAACUAUUACAACUUUAAAAGAAACUUUAGUUGCUUUAGAAGAAAAACAAGAUGAACAAACUAAAAUUAAUAUAGAAAGAGCAAAAGCUCAAAUUGCAAAAUUAGAAGCUGAAGGAUUAAAAGAUGAUGAUGAAGAAGAAGAAGAAGAGGAUGUUGAAGAAGUUAAAGAAGAAGUUGAAGCUGAUGCUUAA
This is a messenger RNA of Lodderomyces pseudojiufengensis, 1413 nucleotides long. RefSeq names its product Bfr1p (gene BFR1). Lineage: Eukaryota; Fungi; Ascomycota; Pichiomycetes; Serinales; Debaryomycetaceae. Bases 1 to 1413 code for a protein of 470 amino acids. Gene Ontology annotation, biological process: intracellular mRNA localization. The transcript has a single exon. The record is from RefSeq and is a predicted model, not a curated record. Gene Ontology annotation, cellular component: endoplasmic reticulum; ribonucleoprotein complex; nuclear outer membrane-endoplasmic reticulum membrane network. Gene Ontology annotation, molecular function: mRNA binding.